CAAAAUUCGAACGCCGCCAAGACGAGGACAAUCCACCAUGUUGCGACGACGAUGGCGGUGGGUGAUGUGCCUGGUGGCCCUUCUAGUGACAUGCACGAGUUGUGCUGAGAGCGACGAGGGUCCCGUGCAUGUUGAAGCCCAUGAGUACACGUUCCCGGAGCGGCACCACGCGUCGCCGCCGCCGCCAGACAUGGACAUUGAGAUUCACUCGACCGACAUUUCUGGCAAUAUGCUCCGCGACAAGAUAGUACGUCCAACGGAAUCGCAGGCAAGCUCAAGUGCGGUCGAAACACGUACGGAUCCAUGUUGAAAGAUAUCGAUGUGUGCGGAAGACCACGUUUCCUCGUCCAUCGUAGAUGUUGCCCACGAAACGUCGGCGUCCAUUAGCGCCCCCAAUAAACCGGCGCAUGUGCACUUUGUUCCUGUUUCGUCCACCAGCCUUGGCCUAGUCGACAUUCCCGACGCGAUUGUGCUCACCCCCGACCAAGUGCGCAGUGCGUCCCUGGUGGUUCAAGCGAUCCUUCUUGGUGGGGUCAUCGCCGCCGCCGUGGUCGGCAGCAUCACGUACGUCGUUCGAUCGCGUCGAGCGUUGGAUGAAAGCAUCGAGCGCGUGCAUCGGCUUGUGGACGUCGCCGCCAUCCGCCGCGCCAUCGACACGUCCACGACCGCCGAGUUCCAUGCAGCGGCCACGUUGCGUCUUCGCGUGCUGACAUUUCGCAGCAACGUAGAUGCCGUUGUGGCAGAUUCGACCCAGAAGGACUUUGACGCUGAUCGGUGGGUGGUGGUGAAUCGGGCCACGAAAGCGGUGGAACCCACAGACGUGGCGGCGCUGUUGGCGCGGUUGAGUGUAGCGAUCGACGAAGGCGACGAUCUGCUCCGUGAGCUGGCCGCGCAGGACUGUCCCGCGUUCAAGUCCAUCCAAGAAGCCAUUGCCAGCCACGUCAAGACGCUGCGGGUGCGGCAUGACCACAUAUCCGAGCUCAAAGCGACCAUUCUGGACAAACUGCACCAAGCGAUCCGGUCGUCGUCGUCCCAGCGCAACGGGCUGCAAUUGGACGACUGGACGCGGUUGAAAGAGCUGUGGGUGGCAUUGGGGCUGCCUCAAGCUGACGUGGUGGCCCCCCACGGAUGGUACCAGACGAUUCUGCGGGAUCUGGAGGCCAAAGACGCCAUGCUGCGCCAACUGGCCGAGUUGAAGCAAGCUGUCAUGUUGCCUUUGCUGUCCACUUGGGCGGCAAACAAGGACGACGACGAGGUGGUUGUUGCUGUCGAUACACCCUCCGUGGCCCUCCGUAACAUGAACAUGCUGCUCAAGGAAGCCAAAGCCAACCAGUGGAGCCACCCCGAGUUUGACCAGCUCGAGAGAUUUGUACUGCAUACACAUAGCCAAACCCAGCAACAGCACACGAUGGUGCUAGCGUCGUCGGUAGCCCCCCUAUCGCCACCAGCCAUGCUGCGGACAUGUGGACACCACAGAGGCGGUGCGCGGGAUGAUGGAACGAGUGGUGAAGACAUUGGUCGCGACCUGGCCAUGCACGACGAGCGCAUGAAGCUGGAUUUUAUGAUCCAUCGAGAAAAGCUCUACUUUGACAAAAUCAACACGGAUCGCAUCCUGCAACAGCAACUCGACAUCCACAUGAAAACCCUUGAAGAAAGCCAACGGCAGUUUCACCUUCAAGCUCGGGACAACCGGGAGCGAGAGGAGCGCAUGUACCAGCGCAAACUGGACGAUGCGACCAAAAAACUGGAGCGAAAGCAAGCAGAAAAGAGGCAGCUCGUGGCCGACCAAGCCGCAAAAGACGCCGCGACGGCGACCGCCAAGUUCCUGGCACUUCGAGUGCAUGCCGAAUGGAAGUUGGUCAAACGUGUGCUUGGCAUCAACGUCGUGGUCGUGGCCUUGGUGGCGGCGCUAGUGUGUUGGGAUGCCGUCACCUCUCGAGAGUUGCUCUCGUCUACUUGCGACGUUCGGACAUCAUAUUGGACUCCCACGCAUCUUUCCGUAAUUGGGUGUCAAAUCAUGUACGGCGCCAAGGUUGGGCUGGCGAUGGUAUCGGGGUUGGUGUUUGUGUCCAUCUGUUCGUACUUGAACCUGUCGUUGUGGGGCGUGAGCAUUCUUGUGGCCACCGCGCUAUACAUUUUUCGGGCGUCGUGGCAACAUGUAUUGUGGCGACUGCCGCAUGUGCUGUGGCUCGGAAUGUUCAACUAUACAGUGGGGUAUUUGCUGGCACACGAUACACGACACUCGUGGAGUGUGCAACACAUCAAUUGGAGGCCCGUCGUCGUGUACAUUGGCUACCCCGUCGUGUCGUUGGUGGUGGCGCUCGUGGUGGGGAUGUGGAUAGCGUGCGAUGUGCCCGUCGAGUGCUUCCAUGCUGCUGUGGCGUGGUGUGCCGCGCACAUAUCGAGUUUGUACGAAUAAUAAAUACACUGCCGUAUGUGUCGUUGA
Aphanomyces astaci is the source of this 2446-nucleotide messenger RNA. RefSeq lists its product as hypothetical. The record is from RefSeq and is a predicted model, not a curated record. Bases 320 to 2419 code for a protein of 699 amino acids. NCBI's taxonomy places the organism in Eukaryota, Oomycota, Saprolegniomycetes, Saprolegniales, Verrucalvaceae. The transcript is spliced from 6 exons.